This is a messenger RNA of Calypte anna (Anna's hummingbird), 6040 nucleotides long. It is a transcript of the gene FNDC3A, whose product is annotated as fibronectin type III domain containing 3A. The coding region runs from base 168 to 3836 and encodes 1222 amino acids. Gene Ontology annotation, molecular function: protein binding. The record is from RefSeq and is a predicted model, not a curated record. NCBI's taxonomy places the organism in Eukaryota, Metazoa, Chordata, Aves, Apodiformes, Trochilidae. The transcript has 28 exons.
CUCCGCUCCCCGCCCUGGUGCCGUUGCCCGCCGUUGGCGGAGACCGAACCGUUAGCCGGGAGAGCCGGCGGGGCCAUGGCGGUGAGUAGUACCUUUAUCAGCAAUACCUGUCACCAGAAGAGUCUCAUCAAGUUAAUUAGGUGAUCCUGUGAAUCAGUGUACCAUCGAUGAUGGCAGAACAUCCACCCUUACUGGAUACCACUUCAAUUAUAAGUAGUGAAAUUCCCCUUCUUACUUCCCCAAUUGUCAGUGGGGAUGGAGCACAACAGGUUAUUCUUGUGCAAGUUAAUCCAGGGGAAGCCUUUACAAUAAGAAGAGAAGAUGGACAGUUUCAGUGCAUUACAGGUCCUGCUCAGGUUCCAAUGAUGUCCCCAAAUGGUUCAGUGCCUACUAUUUAUGUGCCUCCUGGAUAUGCCCCACAGGUUAUUGAGGAUAAUGGUGUUCGAAGGGUUAUGGUGGUUCCCCAGGCUCCAGAAUUUCAUCCUGGUGGUCAUGCAGUGAUACACAGGCCUCCACAUCCCCCACUGCCUGGCUUCCUGCCUCUUCCAGCCAUGAUACCCCCUCCACCUCGUCAUAUAUACUCUCCUGUGACUGGAGCUGGUGACAUGACAACACAGUACAUUCCACAGUAUCACACCUCACAAGUAUACGGGGAUCUGGAUACUCUGCCUGCUCAUGGAAGGUCCAACUUUAGAGACGAAAGGUCUAGUAAAACAUACGAAAGGUUACAAAAAAAAUUAAAAGAUCGACAUGGGACUCAGAAGGAUAAAUUAAACAGUCCUCCACCAUCUCCUCAGAAAUGUCCUUCUCCUACAAGUGAACAUAAUGGACUUACAAAAGGACAGGAUUCAGCUGGUAUAAGCACAGGUUCCAGCAAAAGCAAGUCUUCGGGUAAAGGAAAAAACAACUCUCAGACAGACACAGAAAUAGAAGAAAAGGAUGAAGAAACAAAAGCACUUGAAGCACUUCUUUCUAAUGUAGCCAAGCCAGCGGUAUCAGACAUUCAGGCAAGAACAGCACUGCUUAUGUGGUCACCUCCAUCCAGUGAUACCAGAGAAGACACUGACAAGAAUGAUCUACCAGAGGUUUAUACUUAUGAAGUGAUGAUUUCAAGUACUGGAAAAGAUGGAAAGUACAAAACUGUAUAUGUUGGAGAAGAAAAUAAAGUUACUGUAAAUGAUCUCAGGCCAGCAACUGAUUACCAUGCAAAAGUUCAAGUAGAAUGCAACUGUGUAAAGGGGAACCCUUCAGAAGCAGAGAGUUUUACCACAAUAAGUUGUGAACCUGAUACUCCAAAUCCACCCAGGAUAACUAAUCGGACCAAAAAUUCUCUUACUCUGCAGUGGAAGGCACCUUGUGAUAACGGUUCUAAAAUCCACAGUUACCUUCUAGAGUGGGAUGAAGGAAAAGGAAAUGGAGAGUUUUGCCAGUGUUAUUGUGGCCAACAGAAGCAGUAUAGGAUUACUAAACUAUCACCAGCAAUGGGGUACACCUUUAGACUAGCAGCCAAAAAUGACAUGGGAAUGAGUGAUUUUAGUGAAGAAGUCCUGUAUCAUACCUCAGGCACUGCCCCAACCACACCAGCAAGUCCUUUGCUGAUUAAUGCUGGAGUUACUUGGUUAUCCCUACAGUGGAAAAAACCCUCAGGAACACCAUCAGAUGAAGGAAUCUCGUAUAUAUUAGAGAUGGAGGAUGAGAACUCAGGAUAUGGUUUCAAGCCAAAAUAUGAUGGUGAUGAUCUUACCUACACCGUGAAGAAUUUGAGGCGUAGUACAAAAUACAAAUUUAGGGUGCUUAAAGAACAGCUGAUUACCUUGACAGUAUCUUCUGCAGGAUUUCAUCAUAACCUUCAUUUGAAAGUCAUUGCCUAUAACUCAGAAGGGAAAAGCAGUCCAAGUGAGACAGUAGAAUACAUCACUUGUCCAGACAAGCCUGGAGUCCCUUCAAAACCCACAGUGAAAGGGAAGAUUCAUGCACAGAGUUUUAAAAUAACCUGGGAUCCACCAAAAGACAAUGGAGGAGGAGCAAUAAAUACAUAUGUUGUGGAAAUGUCUGAAGGCUUAAAUGGAAACAAAUGGGACACAAUAUACAGUGGAGCUGCUCGGGAGCAUGUGUGUGAUCGGCUGAAUCCUGGCUCUUCCUAUCGGUUACGUGUCUAUUGCCUUGCAGAGGGAGGACAGAGCACGGCAUCUGAUUCUUUACUGGUGCAGACACCAGCAGUGGUUCCUGGCCCAUGCCAGCCUCCAAGACUACAGGGCAGACCAAGAGCAAGAGAAAUUCAGCUGCGCUGGGGACCACCUCAGGUAGACGGUGGUUCACCCAUUACGUGUUACGGGCUGGAAAUGUUUCAGACAGAAACUGAUGAACACAGAGAGGUUUACCAAGGCUCUGAUGUUGAAUGCACAGUAGGCAGCCUUCUUCCAGGGAGGAUGUACAACUUCAGGCUGCGAGCAGCUAACAAGGCUGGGUUUGGACCUUAUUCAGAAAAAUGUGAAAUAACUACAGCACCUGGACCACCAGAUCAGUGCAGGCCCCCUCAAGUGGCAUGCAGGUCUGCUGCUUGUGCUCAGGUGUCGUGGGAGGUUCCAGUGAGUAACGGAGCUGAUGUCACGGAGUACCGACUGGAGUGGGGCGGUGUGGAGGGCUGCAUGCAGAUCUCCUACUGUGGGCCUGGGCUCAACUGUGAAAUGAAAGGGCUUUUGCCUGCCACUAUAUAUUAUUGCAGGGUUCAGGCAGUGAAUGUUGCAGGUGCAGGCCCUUUCAGUGAAGUAGUGGCAUGUAUGACUCCAGCCUCUGUACCUGCAGUUGUGACUUCUCUUCGGGGACUAAGUGAAGAUGAAGUUGAAAGUCCACAUUAUUCUCCUUCCACAUGCCUUGCUAUAAGCUGGGAAAAACCUUGUGACCAUGGAUCUGAAAUCCUUGGCUACAGCAUAGACUUUGGAGAUAAGCAGCCAGUAACUGUGGGGAAGGUUCUGAGCUAUAUUAUAGAUGGUUUACAGCCAGAUACUACCUACAGAGUACGAAUUCAAGCCCUGAACAGCCUUGGAGCAGGUCCUUUCAGCCACACCAUGAAACUGAAAACAAAGCCUCUCCCCCCAGAUCCACCUCGCCUGGAAUGCGCUGCAUACAGUUCUCAGACUCUCAAGCUGAAGUGGGGAGAGGGAACUGCAAAAGCAUUAACUGACUCCAUUCAGUACCACCUUCAAAUGGAGGAUAAGAAUGGAAGGUUUGUAUCCUUGUACAGAGGACCGUGUCAUACAUACAAAGUACAAAGACUCAGUGAGUCAACAUCAUACAAAUUUUGUAUUCAGGCAUGCAAUGAAGCUGGUGAAGGUCCCCUUUCUCAAGAAUAUGUUUUCACUACUCCCAAAUCUGUUCCAGCUGCCUUGAAAGCCCCAAGGAUAGAGAGAAUAAAUGAUCACAGUUGUGAAAUCACCUGGGAGGUUCUGCAACCCAUGAAGGGCGAUCCAGUUAUUUACUGUCUUCAGGUCAUGGUGGGCAAAGACUCAGAAUUCAAACAGAUUUAUAAGGGUCCGGACUGGUCGUUCCGAUACACCGGCCUCCAGCUGAACUGUGAAUACCGAUUCCGCGCGUGUGCCAUCCGACAGUGCCAAGAGACCACAGGUCACCAGGACCUGGUUGGCCCUUACAGUGCACCAGUGCUUUUCAUCUCUCAGAGGACUGAGCCACCGGCGAGCACCAACAAGGACACUGUGCAAACCACAAGGACACAAUGGUCACAGAGCGACCAAGUGUGUGCUGCUGUCAUCCUUGCACUUUUUGCUAUCUUUUCCAUUCUGAUUGCUGUUAUCAUUCAGUACUUUGUAAUAAAGUGAAGAAAAGAGAUUAGUAUUAGAAUGCUCCCAUUAAUUUUUACUUUCUCAUAACCUAAAAGUAAUUCUGUUCUCUUGCUUUUACAAAACCAGGCAUUUAGCACCGGCAUUGGGACUGAUGCAGACCUUUUCAGCCACUUUAAAAUGCUUACUGGUAGGGAUAGGCUGACACAGCUUAUUAGAACUCAAGCCACAGAAAUACAAUCUCUUCUUUGAUAUGCCUUCUUGCAGUACAAACUCGAAAUGGGGCAGGCAAACAGUGUUUAAUCAAAAGGGUUUAACCAGUAAACACAAGUGUAAAAAAAAAGGGUUUCCUGGCCCACACUUUAAAGGGUUGCUACAAUAACAGGGAAUAAUGUGUAGAUCGCAUUUAAAACUUACACUAACGAACUUGUGCUGUAUACAAGAUUAAUCUGAUGCUGUGAAAGCAAUUCAGCGCUGUAUUUCUACCUCCUCAUUUGUCUUAAUUAUUUGGGAAGCAGGAUUUAUGCUGAAAACCAGAAGGGGCUUUUCUCAGGCAGCAAAUAAUAAACUGGAUGGAACAGCAUGCAUGAAGGAAGCUUCUUAUUUGAUAAAUGCGGAGUUCUUCACUGCAAGUAGAUAUUUUUGAAAGACUACAAGGAGAUGGCACAAGUGAUAUAUCUUGCCCCCAAGAUUUGAUGUUUACUUAACAAAAAUGUCUCUUUUACUUCUUACAAAUAUAGAAGAGAGAGUGUGAGAGAACCUCUUAACCUUACUUAAAUUGAAAAAAAUUUAUUUACAAAGAUGACCUUUGAUUGGAUGUAGUUUAUACAGAUGUCUGUGCCCUCUGAUUUUGGCCAGUUAAUAGAUUUUUGAGAUAAAAUUAAUUAUUGCAUUUUUGCUGUUUCCCUGACAUUCACUUGCCAUAUCCACCAGAAUCAAGCACUGCCUUUUUUUCAUUUUCUUUUUCUUUCUUUCUUUCUUCCUUUCUUUGGGGCACCAAAUCAGAAGACGAAGUGUAGUAAUUUGCACCAGAAAACUUAAAGCUGCUUUUUUCUUGAGAUCCUGAUGUUUAAUGUAACGUCUCCUUGGAUACUGUACCAAAUUGUUGAUUGCAUGUAGUUAAUGUUGCAUUAGAGCACUUUGCAAUUGCAUAACUCAUCAAUGUUUUGUGAGCUUGCAUUUGUGAGUUCUUGAAUGACCAGACUGAAUUUUAUCAAGUAUCCAUUGAACAUCUUGCUAGAUGUCAAUGAUUGCCAGUGACACAAAGCUUGUAGUGAAACUAUCUUGAAAAAAAAAAAAAUCUUUGUCUCAUCACACUUAUGUUAUUUGUUAUACACUUUGUAAUUAGCUCUUUUUAAUUUAUUUGAGUUACAAGAUAGUGGAUCAUUAAUGACUUCUAGUUGUGUUCAGUUUAGCAUUUUUAAUGGUAUUAAACACUUCUGUCAGUCUUAAUAAUAAUAAAAAAAAGGAACCUCUGUCUUGUGCUUUGAAGAUCACUGAAGAAUUUCUCUUAUAUUAGAACGGGCAUGUAUUGUAAUUGUUUAUGCGUCCAAUGAUCUGUGCUGUAGAAUAAUGUUGCUGAGUUUCGGUUUGGUUUUUUUUUUUAAGAAAAAAAAAAAAAAGAAAUGACAAAGAACUUGGCCUUCACGUGGCAAGAACGAUCUGUCUUUAAAAUGUACUGUAUGUUUACAUUUAUUUCCAAUCUGUCAUUUGUACGUAUAGGCUGAUACCUUCCCGCAGGAUACCGCGAUAACUGAUGUUUUCUAGAAACUUCUUUAAAAAGUGCCAUGUUUGGCAGUGCAAAUGAGGUUGCGUGUAACAGCCCAGAGAUUUCUUAUGGUUGAAUGUCUGAAACGGUAAGAUUUGUUACUACAGUUAAUCUGCAGUGACUUAAUGUUUUUCAUAGUAAAAUUCAAAUGAGCUCCUAUUUUUGAUAGUCAUUUAAUAGUGUAUUUGCCAUUUGAGCCUCAGUGCGUAUUACUGCAUUGAAGACAGUUUUUAAUGUAAUCUUAAUUUUACCUCAUAUACUGUACAUUCCAAAAAAAAAAAAAAAGGAAAAAAAAAAAGAAAAACUUCAAACUUUUUAAAAUGUUAUAGACACACUACCAAACAUAUCACUUUACAAUUGUACAACGUCGGACUCCAUGAAGACGAACCUGUAUAGUCUCAUAGAAAAUACAUAAACUAUGUAGCAAAGUAUCUUUAAAAAUCCGUGGAAAAUAAAAGUAUCAUUCUUUUUUUUC